Molecule: messenger RNA, 5389 nt
Organism: Sitodiplosis mosellana (orange wheat blossom midge)
Lineage: Eukaryota; Metazoa; Arthropoda; Insecta; Diptera; Cecidomyiidae
Product: dentin sialophosphoprotein-like
Exons: 13
Coding region: 370-2745 (791 amino acids)
Source: RefSeq, a predicted model, not a curated record
GACAGAAAGACAUUAAUUGAGUUACAAUCCGAUACAAUGGAACUGAUUGUGUUGAGCACAAUGUGGUUUUCAGUGCUUCGAAGGAAAAAUGUGAAGAAAAAAAAUCCAUAAAGUUUCAUUUGUGUGAGAUACACAACCUACACAAAUUGAAGUUUAUUUCCACGUUGAUCGCAACGAAACGUAUAUUCAAAAGACAAUGGGGGAGAUAUUUAGAAUCCAAAAUGAAAGAGAACAAAAGAAAGGUUAUUCAUGAUUCAUUGUGCACAAUUUCCAUAGUUCAACCUCUUGUGGAAAGCAAAAAUCGUCAACGCAUAAUUCAUCAGCGCAAAAAUCGUCAUCAAUUCGAUUGUGGAAAUUGUCGCCGGCAAAAUGGUUCGGAAAGUAAUCCGCAAAAAGCAUCCCAGCUUGAUAACACCGAAAACGCGAUUCUGGAAGAAAAUUCAAGGCGAUUUGACGGACGAUCAGAUGCUACGGUUGGUGAAUUGUUUUGUGGGGCUAAAGCGAAACGGUCAGCUGGAACGUCAUGUAAUCAUGAACCGACCAACAACGCACAAGGGUCGUCGCCAUUCGAUUCAUGUGUCAAAUGGAGCAAAUGUACCCCAAGCGGAAAGUGAAGUUGAACAACGGCCACGAGCAAAGCGAGAUCGAAGUUUCAGCGUUAAUGUUCCACGUGAUCUGGCGCUACUUGAUCAGAAUUUGAAUGAAAUAAUCGAGGAUGAAAUCACACAAAGUGCACCGAUCGAUGAAGUAGACGAAGGUCAAGUGGAUGAGGUGCAAGUGGGAGAAAAUGAAGUGGACGAAGUUCAUGAAUCGGAAGAAAACCACGAGCUGGCAAAAUCACCCAGUCCCGAACAAGCAUUGCCCAUCGAUGAUAGUGGCUUUGAAAGUGAGGAGAGCAUUCCAGAAUUUCAAGCGACCGGUCAACUACAGUAUGACGACGACAGUUUCUUUGGUGAAGGCUUCCCUCAAGCGGAUGGCAUUGAUCUAUCGAUUCCAGCCCCUGAAGCAUUUUUUGUCCGAGAGCAACAAAAGACUGCUGAUGCAAUCGAUAUUGACACCUCGCGUGAAACAUCCAGUCCACGUGCAGGUGAAAAUGCAAUGGCAUCGGACGAACUUGAGGAAAAUGGCGACAAUUCUGAUUGUGUUGACCCCCAUAGCAUGCAUCCAGUCAUUGAAAGCGACCCGUUGGAUUUGAGCACAAGUGAAGCAAACGAUUCGAGCCACAUGAAGGUGUUGUCACCCGAUUCCACUACCGUUCCAGAAAUUGAAGUCGACCCGAAUGUGAUUGAUCUAACACAGGAAGACUUGAACUCAAGCGAAAAUGAAUCAACAGAAGAACUGUCCACAAGUGACAAUGAAACAUCGAACGGAGGAAAAAGCCGUCCACUUGACUUGUCAUUGCCAAAUAAUGAUUCACUUGUUGUGUCUGAGCCAAUGGAAACAGAUCACUCUGAGCCAAUGGAAAAAGAAGACGAUGACACACAUCAAGUUACGUCUUCUGAAUCACACUCUCAUCAAGUCGAAGAAGAAAUCGUUCGUGAUUCAGACGAGGUGAGCUCAGAUUCAGCCGAAGUUUUGAGUGGCGUGAAUGACUCAUCGAUGAAUUCGACGGCCAAUCCAGAAUUUGAUGCCACAGAAGCUGCACCGAAUGACAUUGCCCAAAUGACGGAAGGAAUGGCUUCAAGUGACAACGAAACAGUGAUGAAUGAAGUCACCGAUGUUCCAGUGGCGGUGCCAAAGGAGGCGGCCCCACUUGAAUCGACCAUGCAAAUGGAAAUCGAUCACUCUGAUGGUUUGCAAACUGAUGACGAAGACACUCACCAAAGUCAAAUCGAGCAUGUGUCUACCGCCGGUCAGCAACGAAUUGACGAAGAAACGGUUCAUGAGCCAGCUGACUCAUUGGAGGUGAACGCAGAUGCAACCAUCGAUUUGAGCGACGUGGAAGUUUUGCCGGCAAGUCAAACGGCAAAUCUAGAACGUGAAGUCACAGACACCGCCACGGAAACAACUCCAACUGUCAUUGAAACAUCGGGCGAAGCUGCUCGCGAGUUUGCGGUAACAGUGUCAAAGGAAGCGGUUCCAGAUGAAUCAAUGGAAAUCGAUCACUCUGAUGGUAUGCAAACUGAUGACGAAGGCACUCAUCAAAGUCAAAUCGAGCCUGUGCCCACUGAUGGCCAGCAACGAGUUAAAGAGGAAACGGUUCAUGAGUUAACCGAGUCAUUGGAGGCGAACACAGAUGCAACCAUCGAUUCGAGCGAUGUGGAAGUUUUGCCGGCAAGUCAAACGGCAAAUCUAAAACUUGUCACAGACACCGCCACAGAAACGAUUAGUCCAAUGGAAGAAAUGACUUCCGAUUCCAAUGAAACAUCAGGCGAAUCUGCCGAGCUGUCAAAGGAAGCGGUUCCAGAUGAAUCAAUGGUGCCAAUGGAAAUCGAUCGCUCCGAGGCCAUGCAUCAUGAUGGCGAUGAUACGCAACAUGACGAAGAAGAUCCGAAACAAUUUCAAGGAGAAACGCAACAUCGUCAAGGGGAGAUGCACCACAAUCAAGUUGAUUCUAUCAAAGAUUCGCAAGCAGAGGAAGAUGCUCCGAAUUCGCAGACGAAGAUAGUUGUCAUCGAUGUUGCAGCAUCAAUCGUCACACACUUGGCUAAACCAGCCGAUACAUUGAUGUCGCAAAUCAAGGAAGAGAAUCAAACCGGCAACGAGAACAACGGUUCUGAGCAUGACGAAUCGGCAGUGCAUUAAGAGCAACAAUUCGCUAAACGUUUUCGCAUUUUUUGAUCCGCAGUAAUUUUUCAAUUUUCAUUCUGCAUUUUAUUAAGUCGUUAAGUCCAUUUUUCAUUCCAAUCAUGCAUUUUUACUUAUGUCAUUCAAAUUUGAUGGGACAACAGUAGCACAAUUUCAUCGCACCAAAAUGUUUAGUUGAAAGAGAGACAUUUUUUUUUGAUUGUGAACCACGAAGUUGAUUCGUGAUAUUCGUGAGGGAUAAGUUUACAUUUGAUUUGAGAUUUUGUUCAUGUAAAUUUGCUUCUUUGAACUAUUGAAUUUUUAAAUUGAAAUUCACAUUUGUCUCAUCGAAACAUGAGUGUCAAUCAUCAUUAGCAAUGCGGUAAAAACAACAAUUUUCAUUUUCAUCAAAAUUCGAAUGAACUUACUUCACUUCGUUAUCUUAUGCACAUUCGUGACUGUGUUUAUGUAUGACCUAUGGCGAAAUAAAGAAAAGUGAGCAACUUUAUUUUGUUAUGAAUCAAUUUAGUCUUGUACUGUGGCUUAACGAGCUUUGCCAUGACAAAGCAAUUGGAUUCUUUGGAUUUGGAAUCACAAGGCGAUUGGUUUGAAACGAAAAAUGUCAAAUCGUUUGUCAAAUUCUUCUGUUGAUGGAAAAGGGAGCUUUCAAUAUCGAUUCAGCAUGAAUAUUGGACACAGAUCAUCACAAAUAUUCAGCUUGGGAUACCGUUUGCAUUGCAAAAUUUGUAAAAAAUAGAAUUUUUUCAGCCUUUGUUGCGAUAAAUAGUGCAUUAGCAGUUGAAUCAGGCUGAUUUUGAACAAUUCCACCUAAAAUAAUUGCAUAAUUCAUUUUGUCCUACAUACCAAAAGCGAUACGCAAUCAAAUAUUCCAAUUGUCAGUGCACUUUCAAACAAAAUAUGCGUUAUAUUAGCGACUUUUAAGCGAAAAAAUGCCCAAUUUGUUGAUAGUUUCAUGCAAAAAUUGUUUGUACAUUAAUUUCUAUAGCCUAAAAUUCAACUGCAGUGCCAAUGCACGAAAUUCCAUAUGAAAAAAAAUAACUCAUUGCGUCUAAGGCACAUUUUUCGAUAUCAGCAAAAAUUGAACUGAAUUCGCGCUGCGUUGCAAUUGCGUCAGUGGUCAGUCCGAAAAAUUGGUUUUCAUUUUGUUCAAAUCCAUUUUUUAUUUCAGCUGACACAUGCAUAAUUGACAUGAAAAUGGAGCUCAAUUGGCGAUUCACAUUCGAUUCGUAUCGCAUUCGUCAUUUGCUCAGCAACGAAACAACUUUUCCUUUGCCGUUUGCUGUAACCUGUGGAAUUUUGUUUUAAACGCCAAUCUAUCGAUAUGGCUCGCACAAGCGAUCAGUCUAAUGGUUUGUGAUUUUGUGAAUUUUCCUUUCUUUUGGUUUUUGUGUUCGAAAUAAUUGUGGAAUUCAACGGCUAAGACAUUUAGAAAUGCAGCGAAAAUUUAAAAAUAUUUGGAUUUGUGUAGAAAAUUAGUGCAAUUCGUCAACGAUUUGUGAUUUAUUUUUAAGAAUCUUUCAGAAAAAAUAGCGGAAAUUGAAAAUCAAAGUUCUUCGAAAUCAAAGAAAUAUCGGAAAUUUAUGCCGAAAAAAUAUGUUUUUCGAUAGAAAAUCAGUUUCAUUCCUAUGAUUUGUGAUAAAUUCUUCAGUUUGUUUUGAUGUUUUUGAAAAAUAGUGGAAUUCGAAUCGUUCAAAACCUUCAAAAUCAGUGAAAUAUCGAAAAUUCACAAAGAAAAAAUUAUUUCUCCAAAAAAAAGUUAGCUUCAUUCUUAUGACUUGUGAUAAAUUCUUUCAAUAUAUUUGGACUAUAUAACGAAAACGGAGUGAAAUUAAAUCGUUCAAUUCCGUGAAAAGACGUGAAAAUAUCAGCAGAAAAAAUUCGACCAUUUGUGACUUGAUUUUUAAGUUUAUUCUGAUUUUAGUGAAAAUUAAACCAUGAAAAUCACCAAAAUAUCGAAAGUUGAUUGAAAAAAUAUUUUUUAUGGAAAAUCUGUUCAAUUUCGACGUUUUGUGAUUAGUUUUUUUUUUUGUUUUUUUUUUUCUUCGAAAAAUAGUGACUUGAAAUCGGUGAAAUAUCGAAAAUUUAUAAUUUUUUUUAAUAAGUUCAAUUUCGAAAGUUCUGAAGUUUAAAAAAAAUAUCCGCUGUUUCUGAACGAUAGUGAAACUAAAUGAAAAUCUCCAAAAAAAGCAGUGGAAUCUCGAAUAUUUUUCCAAACAAAUUUCUCUUGAAUAAUCUGCGAUGAAAUUUUUUUUUGCUUAAACCCACAAAAGUGUUUUGAAUUGAUUGUGUUUUUUUUUCGAAAGAAACAAAAUCAAUUUAGUGAUUGUUUCAAUUCAAUUAGCCGUUGAAAGUGGUUUAUUUUUUGUAUUUGGUUAACCGAAUGAUUUUUUAACAGAGUUUUUUUUUCUAUUUAUUCUAUAGAUACGCAGCAGUUGCUGAUUUGCAACAUUCGUUCGGCGGGAACCAAGCGUAUAUUUGCUAUCAUCGGUGUGAUUAGUGUACUAUUGGUGUUUGUGCUAUUUUCAUUGUUGAGCAAUAGUGCUCAUAAAAGUGAAGAAAAUAAUAUCGACCGACAUAAAAGAUCUACGAUUCCGGACGUCGUAACAAUUCGAGGGUAUCAAAAUGAUGGUGGACACAAAAA